GCGGCGUCCCCGCGAGCAGGGAGAGGUCACUCAAGGCGAGGCCCGCGAGCGCCUGCCGAGAUGUCAUGCAGCGGGGGCGGCCACGACACGAGAAGUACUCAUCAAAACAACGAGCCAGCGAGCCAAAGUGGAGCACAACAACACAGUCGCCAUGUCACCCGACGCGACACUAGCGCCGCCGAGUCCGCGCGGCAGCCUCGGCAACUAGCGCGAUGCGAGCGCGGAGCGGAGCGCGGGGGAGGGAAGCUCAGCGCCACUCAGCGCGCCGCGUCCUGGAAGUCCUGCAGUGCCCGUCCAGGAUCCAGGAGCCACACACCCCCGCAAGGGGCGGAACGGCGGCAGGCAAGCGGGGGUGGCGCCAAAGCAUAGUGUUGGCUAGCCGCGCGAGCCGCGCAGGGGGCGCCAGUGGUGUCCAGGAGGGAGGGCAGAAUCAAUAGGGCUGUCAACAAGACAAGCGGCGGCGGCAGCACAGCACGCGCCAAGAGGAACUCCACCGAUGCGACGCCCAGCUCGCACAGCACUACACCCAGACCGAGACCGAGGGGGUGGUGCAGCCAGCCUCCGGUCUCUGCCUCCAGCGGCUCCAGGCUCAGUUUUGGCCCGCCUGCAGCCCCGCACACCGCCGCCGCCUCCAGACCUGCCUGCUGUACAGCGCCGACCCGGCCCUGCUCGGCCAGCCGCAGGCUAGCCUGAGCGAGGCCACCCCCAGGGCCCCAGGACCGCAGGGCUCCAGGACCAGCAUCUCUCUCUCAGGUGCCGCCAUGCUGGACCCGGCGACGGACAUCCGCCUGACGGCGACCAAGACCAUCAGCUCGUCCGGGCCGUGCUUCAUCAUCGCGGAGAUCGGGCAGAACCACCAGGGCAACUUCGCCAUGGCCAAGAAGCUCAUACGUAUCGCUAAGGAUUGCGGCGCGGACUGCGUCAAGUUCCAAAAGAGCUGCCUGCCGUCCAAGUUCAACCGGAAGGCCCUGACGCGGCCCUACACCGGGCCCAACUCGUGGGGGGACACCUACGGCGCGCACAAGAAGUUCCUCGAGUUCUCCGCAGAGCAGUUCAAGCAGCUGCAGGAGUACGCGGAGCAGCAGGUCGGCAUCAUGUUCUCAGCCUCCGCCAUGGACGAGGACUCGGUCAUCAUGCUGGACCACAUGGGGGUGCCGUUCAUCAAGGUGGGCUCGGGCGACAACUGCAACCUGCCGCUGCUGCGGCGCGCCGCCGCCACGGGCCGGCCCUUGUUGGUGUCCACGGGCAUGAUGAACCUGCGCGACCUGCGCCUGCUGCACGGCCACCUCACCCGGAUGAACGCCAAGUUCGCGCUGCUGCACUGCGUGUCCUCGUACCCGGCGCCGCACGAGCAGCUCAACCUGCGCUUCAUCGCGGAGCUCAAGCGGCUGUUCCCCGAGACGCACGUGGGCUACUCGGGCCACGAGCUGGGCACGGACGUGUGCAUCGCGGCGGUGGCCGUGGGCGCCAGGGUGCUGGAGCGCCACCUCACGCUGGACCGCCGCAUGAAGGGCUCGGACCACAUCUGCUCGCUGGAGCCCAUCGAGCUGGGCCGCCUGGUGCGCGCCGUCAGGGAGGUGGAGCUGGCCCUGGGCCGGCCCGUCAAGGAGGUGCAGCCCUGCGAGGCCGCCUGCUGGCUCAAGCUGGGCAAGUGCCUGGUGGCGGCGCGCGACCUCCCCGAGGGCCACGUCCUGGUGGAGGAGGACCUGUGCGUCAAGGUGGCCGACCCCAUGGGCAUCCCCAGCAACCGCUUCAUGGACGUCAUCGGCAAGACCAUGCGCAAGGCGCGCCAGUUCGACGAGAGCAUCCUGCCCGAGGACCUCGGCAUGGUGGCGCCGCACCAGGACCAAGGACCGCCCGAGGACCCCGAGGCCGACGACUAGACCGCCAGACCACUCCCGGCCCAGUCCUUGGGCCUUCGGCCUUCCUCCUUGGGGCGUCCAAGUAUUACGUCCCGUCGGCCAGAGAAGAUCGUUUUGCCCAUUCCCUCCUUCGCUUCCGGCAGGACUUAAUAAGUGCUCGCCCCGGCCCCGGCCACACUGCUCGCACUGGGUCACCCAACAGGGAAGCCCCUCGACGUGUAUUCUCUCUUUACUCUCUAAGAGUCUUUUCUUAGUUGGUAAAAGAUCGGGUACAGUGGACCCCGAGUAGUUUGUUUGUGAUAUGUCUGUGUAAUUAAAGUGUCAGCACUUGUUUCGUUAUGAAGUACAGUAAUAAGAAUAUUGCUCAUCUGAGCUAGCAUGUGGGGUCAUUAAGAACGACUGACCUCACAAUUUUAUCUUGGCUAAAUGUGGUCCCCUGAUCUUGAUUUCUCCUAUCCUUUUUGGUUCUAGUAUUUUAUGACCCCUCUGAUUAACUUUUUCUGUAUCUGCUUAUUUCAUUCAAAAUAAAAUGCUGUGGCAUAUUGGUAUCUAAAAAAAUGUACGCUCAUUCAUAACUGAGUGUUACAUGUGAAAAGGCUUUUUUAUUUUCUCACAUUUGAAAAUGUAACACAGAAAACUAUGGACAUACUAGUAAAAUCCGCGCAUUUAAAAAUCUUGAAAACAAUGUUGCUAGAAAUGAUUUUUUUCAUUAUUCUACGGUCAAGGCCACAAGGUCUACGCCUGUGAAAAGUUCACCAAUUCACAGGAAAAAAAAUAUUAUGUCACUUAUGGCAUUAUCAAAAUUUGCUAAGAAGUUUUAGUUAUUGCUGAAGCACCCAACAACACCUUUGUCAAGAUACAAUACAAG
This is a messenger RNA of Thrips palmi, 2730 nucleotides long. It is a transcript of the gene NANS, whose product is annotated as sialic acid synthase. The transcript is spliced from 4 exons. The record is from RefSeq and is a predicted model, not a curated record. Gene Ontology annotation, molecular function: N-acylneuraminate-9-phosphate synthase activity. The coding region runs from base 762 to 1883 and encodes 373 amino acids. Lineage: Eukaryota; Metazoa; Arthropoda; Insecta; Thysanoptera; Thripidae. Gene Ontology annotation, biological process: carbohydrate biosynthetic process.